GCAGAGUUUCCUGCUUUCCAGAGAGGUGUGGGCAGGGGAGUCAAGGUUUUUUUGUUUUUUUUUUUUUUUUCUCUCCACAGGGCAGGUAGGAGAGACGGCAUAAAUGAGCCGCUCUGUAACUCUGGACAGCUCUGGAUCUCCUUUUCAACUAGGUGAAGAGUUUUCCUGCGUUCCUUUUCUCUAUCCUCCUGGAGUGUAUAUUGGGACAGGGUUUAUUGGUGUCCUUUUAGAUCCUCAGAAGAGAUUCUGACUUCCAGAGACAGAGUCAUGCUGUACACUGAGCUUAUUCAGUUAUGGGACGAAGCUGUGCGUGCUGUGGACAACCGAGACUGGGACGGUGCUCUUGCCAAGCUCAAUCAGAUCUCUGAGCCCACAUCUCGCACUCUGUUCGUCACCGCAUCUGUGCACCUCGCUUUGGGCCAGGUCGAGGAAGCAAUUCAAGCUCUGGAUCAGGUUAUUGCCAAGGACGAAAGGCUUGCUGUGGGCUUUUUCCAAAGGGCUGCAGUGCACAUGAUGGCAGGAAGACUGGAUGAGGCUCUCGGCGACUGUAUUUGGGCGCAGAAGCACAUGAGAACCAAUACUGUCAUUGACUACAAACAGCUGGGACUGCGCUAUAGACUCUACAACUGGCAGGUUCUUUAUAACGCAGCAGCUGUGCACUGUAGACUAAAACAGUGGAAUAAAGCUGCAGAGAUCCUACAGGCUGCUUUACAGGAGGGAGGAGGAAGAGGAGAUCAAGUCGACUCGGCCAUGAAGAGUGUAGCGAUGAGGGAGAUGAUUGCGCCUCUAAUGGUCCCAGAGGGAGUGGUGUUCCGGCCCAGGAAACAGUAUGUGGAGGAGCUUCAGCCCAGAGACUUCCUGGGCAAAGCGGAGGUCAUCAUUUCUGACAUCCCGAACGAUGACUUUGGUGGUUUUGAACCUCUGAGGUUGCAGAAACCUGGAUAUUAUGAGCCACAGGUUGAAGAGGGCCAGGACUCGCGCUACAUGUGUGUGAAGAAGGCUUACAUUGGGAGGAAUGCGGGUGAGCUCACUGUGCCGGCCGGUGCUUACGUGUACGUGUUCAGUGAAGAGGACAAGGACGGACUCGUCACAGUCAUAUAUGACGGCCAGAGAGGCCUGCUGCCAAGCCUCCUGCUCGAAACAGUGAUGAAAAAGACAAAAGACAAGAGAAGGAAAAGCUCCGCUAGUGGGAUUCCUCUCCCGCCGAGCAUGAAGCCCCCUACACGCCCACAGACUGCUGCUCCUCCUCCUCCAGAAUUGCCCUCUGUGGACACCAGCAACACACAGACCACACCUUCUACGCAGUACAGCAGCGCAGCCCUGAGCCCUAAUGCCCAGACGACAGGAGCAGACUCAGUCGUAGUUAAGGUGCACUACACUUACACCAUUGCUUUGAGUGUCCCACUAGAGACACCAUACCGGGAGCUGCAGGAGAGAAUCGCUCAGAAACUAGGACAGCCUGCUGAACUCAUUCGUCUGAGACAUAAGCAGCAUGGCUCCUCCGUCCUGACGCCUCUGGAGGAGGAUGGAGGUGUGAGGAGCCUGGCUGAAGUGGUAGAAGCAGGCCGAGCCACUCUGUGGUGUCAGGCCGAGGAUCCUCUGGCAAACAGGAAAAUUCUCUACCAGAUGGUGGCACUAUAUGACUACACGGCACAAGGACCUGAAGACCUGGAGUUCAGUGAGGGGGACACCAUUGACAUCCUCAGUGAAGUGAAUGAAGAAUGGCUAGAAGGACACACAGCUGGAAAUAUUGGCAUUUUCCCCAGAUGUUUUGCCUAUAGAGACUCUCCAGAGAAAGUCACAAUCAGUGAAACAACAUCACAAGAAAAUAUUAAGUAGUGAUUAUAAAUAGAUUAAGGUGUGUUUGCUGGGUAAUAUUUUGUAUAAAAAAAAUCUAUUCAAUAACAUCACCAAACAUGCAGUACUGUGCUUAACAUAGCAUUUCACAUUCUAAUCAUAUUGAUUAUAUAAAAUCAGGACUGCAGUUAUGUUUCUAUCUUUCUCUUAGUAUCAGUUUAUGAUAUUUGUUUCCGAGCCUGUAAUGGAAAUUCCACAUCAUAUGAUUUUCAUUUAUAAUUUGUUACAUACUGUGUAUUUGUCCACUAAAGUCAAAUUUGUCUGCCAGGCAUAAUUAGCACCAACUUAUUAUACAAUGUUAAUAGGUGGGGCACCUGGAUGAAUGUAAAAUCUCAUAAAACUGGAUUGUCAGACACUAAGGUUGUCUUUUGUGCUUCAUGUUCAAGCAGAACACAACACUGACACUCCCACAGGGCAGGAUGACAGCAGUAGGGUGUGUAAGGUGUGAAUCAGGACUGGGAUCCAACAGGACCCAAAGGAAACAAACAAACAAAAAAGUCACAUGAGCGGGUAUUAUUUACUUUCCCUUAUAUGAGGGAUUAGAUAUGAAGCUUGGCCAUGUUUAUUGACCCUACAUUCACACUAACAAGCAAUAGGUCCUUCUUGCUAGGGCAGGACUAGUCAGAAUUCCUUCAGGAGAGGGUGGGACUGGUCAGAAUUCCUUUGGGAGCAGUAGGGAUUGGUCAGAAUUUCUUCGGGAGUGGGUGGGACUAGUCAGAAUUCCUUCAGGAGUGGGUGGGACUAGUCAGAAUUCCUUCAUGAGCAGUAGGGAUUGGUCAGAAUUCGUUCAGGAGCAGGUGGGACUGGUCAGAAUUCAUUUGGGAGCUGUAGGGACUGGUCAGAAUUCCUUCAGGACUAGAUGGGAUUGGUCAGAAUUCCUUCAGGAGCAGGUGGGACUGGUCAGAAUUCUUUUGGGAGCAGUAGGGAUUGUUCAGAAUAUCUUCAGGAGCAGGUGGGACUGGUCAGAAUUCUUUUGGGAGCAGUAGGGAUUGUUCAGAAUAUCUUCAGGAGGAGGUGGGAUUGGUCAGAAUUCUUUUGGGAGCAGUAAGGAUUGGUCAGAAUUCCUUCAGGAGCAGGUGGGAUUGGUCAGAAUUCAUUUGGGAGCAGUAGGGAUUGAUCAGAAUUCCUUCAGGCACGGGAUUUAAAAACAGUCUCGUGCGUACAUCUAACGCGAAGCUUGUGGGAGAAAUAAAUUCCACGUUCAUUAUCAGGAGAGUGUACUGGGUGCGCGCGCCUAGCUCGCUGUGUUUAAAAUUACUAAUCUGUUUAUAUUUUACGAAAUCGCUUCAACUAAAUUGGUAGGAAAAUAUCGCGGGCAAAAUUAAUAAGUGCAGUAUCAGGUGGAAUGGGUGAUGGGUGAUGGAGUAAAAGUUUAGUCUUGUGCAUACCUGUGGAUCAAAUCUGUGUGUGACUUGUGUAAGGAGCAGGAUUUACUGUAACACUGGCCUGCAAAACCAGCGGAUAUCAAUCCAACAAAGCACCUGUGGGAUUAUUUGGAGCAGCAGGUAAAUCCCCAAAACAGACUACAGCUCUAACUGGAUUUCACCCAGCCAGAGGAAGUGUGAGCUAAAGCUGACAACUGACAUCUCAAGACACUUGGUGAAGAGGGGAGGUGUAACAAAGCAUUGGACACUGGUGGAAAAUACUUCAGUACUGUUUUUAUGUUUUGUGAGAGUUGUUCAUGAGUCCCUUGUUUGUCCUGAGCAGUUAAACUGUCCACUGUUCUUGAGAAAAAUCCUCCAGGUCCUGCACAUUCUUUACUUUUCCAGCAUGUUCUGCAUUUUUGAGCCCUUUCCAACAGCGGCUCUAUGAUGCUGAUAUGCAUCUUUUCACACUGGGGACAACUGAGGGACUCGUACACGGCUAUUGCAAAAGGUGCAAACAUUCACUGAUGCUCAAGAAGGCAACACGAUACAUUAAGAGCCAGGGGGGUGUAAACUUUUGAACAGGAUGAUUGGUGUAAAUAGUUCUUAUUUUGUUCAAAGAACUUGGUUAAUUUAGUACUACCCUUCAGAAGCUUAAUAAAAUAUUUACAUGUUUCCCAGAAGACAUAAUAACAACAAUUUACACCGCUCAUCCUGUUCAAAAGUUUACACCCCCCUGAGACCAUGAUGCCAUGUAUCCUAACAAAAUGUCCAGGUCCUCUGGCAGAAAAACAGCCCCAAAACAUUAUAGAGCAUUAAAAAAAAAAAAAAAACAUUUUUCUGUAACAUUUCAUCUGGGCUACAAAAUUAAUGAUUUUUGUACUGAUUUGAUAAUGUAGAAGUCAUAAAAUAAAAAAACUUCCUAAAACUUUUGCACAGUACUGUAUGUGCCGCAGCUCUCGAUCGUAAAGAUGUGAAUGACAAUUAGUGAUAGCUUCUGCUUCAUCUUUUACUUUUGCACAGUACUGUACAUAUUUAUAUAUUCCACCCAUGUUCAGUUCUGACGAACUUUCCAUUACCAGCUUUUCCAUAAUCUAUAGCUUUAUCCUUUGUCAAUUCAUGUUUCAGUUUUAUGUUUUUUUUCCCCUCUCACUCAGAUUAGAGCCAAGUUCUGGAAGUGCUCUUAGCUGGAACAUAAUGGCCUUUGGGGAAUUUAAAUCUUCUGCAGCGAAAUAAUUAAAAUAAAGCUGAGUCUGAGCCUUAGCAAGUUGAUUUAGCAGAAUAUUAAUGAAUACGAGCUACAAUUUCAGAUUCUUUUAGGUGUCACAAAUGAGUUUAAUUCAGUUUAGAAGAGUUUAAAGGGAUUUAGUGUUGCAUAUGCUGCCACUUCUUGUUUGCAUAAUUUUUUACCACUUCACAUCUAUCGGCAGGAGUGAUUUAUCAAGUGCAUUGUAACAGAAAAAGUAGAUUUAAUGUAGUGGUAGUCAGAAAUACAGAACACUUUCAGCAGUCAUUCAUUUUUCUGUCACUACUACUAUGUACAGUUGAGUGUAAAAGUGUGCACCCUAGAGGUCGACUGAUUGAUCGGUUUUGCCGAUUAAUUGGCAUGAUAAACGAUUGCUGGAACUAUCGGAUAUAGGCAAAAUUCCACACUGAUAGUUUUUCCCGGUUUCGUCUGUUGCGGGAGUGGCUGAGAAUGGACCGCUGUCAUUAUACAGAAUGAGAGCGGCCUCUAGAGGUGAAAUAAAAUCCAUCACUGACUAAUUUUGUUGUGUUAUUUGAAGUGUUUUUUUAUUCUUUUUUUAUGUCUCUAUUUUUAUUUGUUAUUUGGAGUGUUAAUUUUUGUAUGUACAUCUUUUAUUUAUGUUAAUAUUUAUUAAUAGGUAAUAUAUAUUAGUAUUUAUAUAUUUUUCAUUAAACAAAAUACAGUAUCUUUUCACGAUACAGUCAGUACUGUUUAUUUUUGUACUUGUAAACUUCAGCAAUAUUUUACUUUGAGUGUUAUGUUUUCAUUCUGUAUCAAUUGUAAAAAAAAAAAAAAAUAAUAAUAAUAAUAAAAAAAAGCUCUUGAUGAAUCGGUUAUCGGCAGGUACUUCCCAGCUUAGUUAUCGGUAUCGGUAAAACCCACUAUCGGUCGACCUCUAGUGCACCCCCCUGCCCCCCAUGGCAGCUAGGCAUGGAAAAAAAGAAACCAUUUUUCCAGGAGGUAUUUGUAUCCUGAACAAGACAAAAAAUACACAAAAUCAACAGUAAAACAUCAAAAAAUAACAAAACGUCAAAGAUGUGUAAGGAUGCGCACGUUAUUAGAGAAUAUUUAUAUAACAUUCAGAAAGCGAGAUCUAAACUGAUACACAGUAUUUUUCAAUAUUAAUAUCUAAUUAACGUCUAUAUUUGACUAUUUGUGCUUGAUUAUGAAGAAACAUAAUCAAGAGCAAAGAUAAACCUCAACACCGUAAAUCUGUUAAAGUGUUGUUGUACCAUAAAUAAAAUGUGCAAACUUUUGCCCUUCACUUUAUACAUACCACAUUCUCUCUGUGGCUCUCAGCGGAACCAAAUCUUCAUUAUACUUAUCUUAAUUUGUUCAGCCAUUACACUUCAUCACGUAUUACAGAUUCCACUCAUUACCCCUUUAUACUAAGAUGAAAUGAGGUUGAACGCAUCUCAGUGAGGUAUCAGCAGUAUUGUAUUUAAUGGUGUGAAAGCCUGGCCCGGCUUCAGACCUCUAUGAUGUUUGGCUUUUGGACAGUCGGAGUGCAGCAUAAGGUCCCUCUCUUUUUUUAUUGUACGGUAAUCAUAGUGUUGGCAACGCUUGCCGUGAUACACUUUCCUCCCUUACUUCCAUUAAACAUGCUGCCGUUAAUCAAACAGCAGCCUCUUUCCAGCGCCAGACCCGUAAAUCAAUUACUCGCAGCCUUUCUCCUCCUCUUCAGUUUUACAUGUGUAUAUGCUAGUGACAAUUUCCUAUAGCUUACUAUGGGUUGUUC
This is a messenger RNA of Ictalurus furcatus (blue catfish), 6205 nucleotides long. It is a transcript of the gene noxa1, whose product is annotated as NADPH oxidase activator 1. The record is from RefSeq and is a predicted model, not a curated record. Gene Ontology annotation, molecular function: superoxide-generating NADPH oxidase activator activity; protein binding. Lineage: Eukaryota; Metazoa; Chordata; Actinopteri; Siluriformes; Ictaluridae. Gene Ontology annotation, biological process: superoxide anion generation. The transcript has 16 exons. The coding region runs from base 268 to 1839 and encodes 523 amino acids.